AUGGUCCUCACUAACUGGCUAGCCAUCUCGCUGGCCGGCCUCGCCGCGGCCCAGUAUUUCCCCCCGGCACCUGACGGAUUGAAGGUCGUUCACUCUAAACAUGAGGAAGGCGUGAAGAUAUCCUACAAAGAGCCGGGUAUCUGCGAAACCAGCCCGGGCGUCAAAUCAUAUUCAGGCUACGUCCACCUGCCUCCAGGGACACUGGAGGAUGUAAAUGUCGAGCAGAAAUACCCCAUCAACACAUUUUUCUGGUUCUUUGAGGCUCGCCAUAACCCGAUGAAUGCCCCACUCUCCAUUUGGAUGAAUGGUGGACCCGGCAGCUCGUCCCUGAUCGGUCUCAUGCAGGAGAACGGCCCAUGCCUGGUAAAUGCAGAUUCCAAUUCGACCGAACUCAACCCAUGGUCGUGGAACAACUACGUCAACAUGCUGUACAUCGAUCAACCUAAUCAGGUCGGCUUCAGCUACGACGUUGCCACCAACGGCACUUUCGACCAGCUCAGCGCCGCCUGGAACGUGUCCAACUGGGAGCACGGCAUCCCUGUCCAGAACAAUACUUUCUACGUCGGCACGACUACUAGUCAAAAGGCCAAGGCGUCUGCCAACGGUACUGAAAACGCAGCCCGCUCCCUAUGGCACUUUGCGCAAACCUGGUUCACUGAAUUCCCCGAGUACAAGCCGCAGGAUGACCGUGUGAGCAUCUGGACCGAGUCUUACGGCGGUCGCUAUGGCCCAGCGUUCACUGCUUUUUUCCAAAAGCAGAAUGAGAAGAUUAAAACGGGAGCCAUCACCGCCGCCUCUGAAUCCCACUAUAUCCACCUGGAUACUCUUGGAAUUAUCAACGGCUGUGUCGAUCUCCUUCUACAGGAGUCAUCAUACCCCAAGAUGGCAUACAACAACACCUACGACAUCGAGACUAUCAACAGAACCGUCUACAACCAGGCCAUAGAUGCAUGGAGUCGCGCGGGCGGAUGCAAGGAUCUGAUUGAGCAAUGCCGUGCCCUGGCAGCAGAGGGCGACCCACAAAUGCACGGCAACAACCAGACAGUGAAUAAAGCAUGCCACAAGGCCGAUAAAUUCUGCAGUAACCAGGUUGAGGGCGCCUAUGUUACCUAUUCAGACCGAGGCUACUACGAUAUCACGCACAAGAACCCAGACCCGUUCCCCCCAUCCUACUUCCUGGGGUAUCUCAACCAGAACUGGGUACAAGGUGCGCUGGGCGUGCCGAUAAACUACACCGAGUCUACCGACAGUGUCUACGCUGGCUUCUCGUCGACGGGCGACUACCCACGCUCCGAUGUACACGGUUACCUUGAUGAUCUUGCGUACGUGCUGGAUUCUGGAAUCAAGGUGGCCCUCGUCUACGGCGAUCGCGAUUACGCAUGCAAUUGGAUCGGUGGUGAGGAUGUGAGUCUGCUCGUGGAGCACGCCGAGGCGGCUGCUUUCCGUGAUGCCGGAUACUCACCACUUCACACGAAUAAGUCCUACGUCGGUGGUCAGGUCCGCCAAUAUGGCAACUUCUCUUUUACUCGCGUCUACGAAGCUGGUCACGAGGUCCCUGCAUAUCAGCCCGAGACUGCGUAUCAUAUCUUCCACCGAGCACUUUUCAAUCGUGAUUUGGCUACCGGCAAGAUUGAUACCGCUCGCAACAGGUCGUACUCUACUGAAGGCCCAGCAUCGACUUGGCAUAUCAAGAACGAGGUUCUCGAAAGCCCUGGUCCGCUGUGUUAUAUUCUUGCUCUGGAGGCGACGUGCACGGAUGAUCAGAUUGCCAGUGUGGCUAAUGGCACGGCGAUUAUCAAGGAUUGGAUUGUUUUGGAUGCGCCAUCGCAGUAG
Molecule: messenger RNA, 1833 nt
Organism: Penicillium cinerascens
Lineage: Eukaryota; Fungi; Ascomycota; Eurotiomycetes; Eurotiales; Aspergillaceae
Gene: cp1
Product: putative carboxypeptidase S1
Exons: 2
Coding region: 1-1833 (610 amino acids)
Biological process (GO): proteolysis
Cellular component (GO): fungal-type vacuole
Molecular function (GO): serine-type carboxypeptidase activity
Source: RefSeq, a predicted model, not a curated record